UCGUGAAAUGUUGUUCCUGCGUAGCGUUGUAUUACUAAAAAUUCUCAAUUCUCGCUCUUUUCUCUUCCGAAGAUGACAAUGACACAACAUUCAAAAUCAAAUUAAACCAUUUUUUGCAACAAACGGGUCGACCCGACCACAAUUUCAAUCAACGGUGGUCAUAGCGGUGGUUUCCAUCGCAGAUCGGAAAAUGCAAAUGUCAAGAGCAAAAUGCAGCAAUUGUUCACAGAGAAUCACCCAACUCCAACAACUUUUCCUCCGUCACCCAUUCACUUCUUCAUCACCACCACCACCACCACCACCACUUCACCACUCUUUACUAUCCACACCUCACCCUAAAUCCACCCUCACCUCCUUUCUCAACUCAUCGCCGAUUUUCUUCCCUACCGCCGGUCGUAUCGGCGCUUCUAGAUUCUUCUCUUCAAAGCCACCGAACAUCGGAUUCAAUGCUAAGAAGGUUCUGGAAAAACCUACUGCUGCUUUGACAUCUGCUUUCUCUCGUUAUCGUGAGGCUAUGGUUUUGCAACUUGAGGCUUUUUUCAAAAGGAAUCAACUUUUUUUGUUUGGUGCUGCUGGGGUUGUUUUUUGUGCUGUUCUAUGGAGGAUUCUGUUUGGUAUUGCUAAUACUUUUGUUGUUCUUUCUGAAGGCAUGGCUAAGUAUGGUUUUCUUGCACUUUCAUCUGCUAUUGUUGCUUUUACUGGUUUGUAUAUCCGCUCAAGGUUCACAAUCAAUCCUGAUAAAGUUUAUAGAAUGGCAAUGACAAGACUUAACACAUCUGCUCAGAUUCUUGAAGUCAUGGGUGCCCCUCUUACAGGAACUGAUUUAAGAGCAUAUGUGAUGUCAGGGGGUGGCCUUACAUUAAAGAAAAUCAAGCCAAGUCUUAGGAGCCGACGUUGUUUUCUCAUUUUUCCCAUAAAAGGUUCCGAGAGAAAGGGUCUAGUCAAUGUUGAAGUCAAGAAAAAGCAGGGCAAGUAUGAUAUGAAACUGCUAGCUGUUGAUGUUCCCAUGGCUUCCGGCCCAGACCAGCGUUUGUAUCUGAUUGGAAAUGAAGAAGAGUACAGAAUUGGUGGGGGACUGAUAUCUGAUCUAAGAGAUCCUGUGGUGAAAGCAAUGGCAGCAACCAAAGAAUUUGAUGAUCUUGAUGAGAUUGAAGAUGAGGAGGAUGCUGAAAGAGAACGUCAAAAUGCUGAAAGAGAACGUCAAGAGGCUGAAAGAAAGCACCGUGAAGAAAUUGAAAAGAUUGAAAAUAGUGGUACCCAACAAUAAUUGAUGAUUACGGGAGUUGUUUUGUUGUUUUUAACACAUUAGAUUUUGUACCGAUUUGAGUUUUUGCCAAGGCUUACAGUACCUUGUAACACAAACUGUGGAGUUUAUCUGAACCAAAGUUGAUAAAAUAAAGAUGACAGACAUCGACAUACAUCGGGAUGGACUCAGCAUUUGUUGGUUUCGAUGUUGCCUUGUCUUGAGUGUACAAUCCUUAUCUAUGACAUGGUUAAGCAGUGAGUAAUAAUAGACAUGGGCAAAUGCUGAAUGUCAAGGACUGAUUGGAUAAA
Molecule: messenger RNA, 1554 nt
Organism: Trifolium pratense (red clover)
Lineage: Eukaryota; Viridiplantae; Streptophyta; Magnoliopsida; Fabales; Fabaceae
Exons: 3
Coding region: 191-1267 (358 amino acids)
Cellular component (GO): intracellular membrane-bounded organelle
Source: RefSeq, a predicted model, not a curated record